AUGAUAGAAAAAAAUCCGUGUGAGGAGGAGAUAAAAAGGGAGACUAGAAAAUCGGUUUUGGUGCACAUAGUUAAUACGGAAAACCAGUUUAAAGCCAGUCAUUAUUUUUCUUCCUACGACAAACUCAUUCGAUUUUUAGCAUGGAUGCAUAGACUCUUUACAAACUGUAGGAAGAAGAUCGAAAAUAGGAAAGCAUUGAAAGGUGAUAAUCACGAAAUACCGACUUAUUUAUCGGAGACCGAACGGAAAAAUCUAAGGUUAACUCACGCAGAAAGGAAGACGGCUGAAAUAAAUCUAUUUAAACAGCUACAAGUUCGCAUGUUUGGUUCAAUAUCUAAGACUAGAUUAUCAGCUUUCAAAACAAUGAAGGAUGAGAAUGGUUUGUACGUCCUAAAGACUAAGAUCUUCAAUCGAACAGACAAUUACAGUUUUUUGUGUCCUAUCCUUUUGUAUGACGACAACGACAUCAUUCCUAUGUUGAUUCAAGAAUAUCAUGAGAUCAUGGGCCAUGCGGGAACACAAAUAAUUACGGCGAAAAUACGAGAAAGAUUCUGGGUUAUCUCCCUUCGUAAAGUAACAAGAUCAGUUAUAAAUAACUGCGUGACAUGUAAAAGACAGAAG
Wasmannia auropunctata (little fire ant) is the source of this 621-nucleotide messenger RNA. RefSeq lists its product as uncharacterized. The annotation marks the transcript as partial. NCBI's taxonomy places the organism in Eukaryota, Metazoa, Arthropoda, Insecta, Hymenoptera, Formicidae. The record is from RefSeq and is a predicted model, not a curated record. The transcript has a single exon.